Helobdella robusta is the source of this 1218-nucleotide messenger RNA. RefSeq lists its product as hypothetical. The record is from RefSeq and is a predicted model, not a curated record. Gene Ontology annotation, molecular function: microtubule binding. The transcript is spliced from 13 exons. Gene Ontology annotation, cellular component: spindle microtubule; mitotic spindle; cytoplasmic microtubule. Gene Ontology annotation, biological process: mitotic spindle assembly. The annotation marks the transcript as partial. NCBI's taxonomy places the organism in Eukaryota, Metazoa, Annelida, Clitellata, Rhynchobdellida, Glossiphoniidae.
UCUUCCACGCAGGUUUCGUUGCUUGGUUUGGAGGUGGUGCAUGCACUGGUCAGUAGGAUGAAGGCAAACUUCAAGCAGCACAUCACCUCAGUUCUUUCAGUCACUAUUGACCGCUUGGGUGAUAGCAAAGACCAGGUUCGAGAUUGUGCCAAGAAAGUUUUGCUGAGUUUCAUGGUUCCUGCAUCAAAUCCACAAUACAUAAUUGAGAGGUUAACGCCUGCCUUCACUCACAAAUUGUGGAAAGUGAAAGAGGAGUCAUUAUGCUUAGUUAACUAUGUUCUUAAUGAAUGGGGUGCAAAGAGUAUCAUAAUAUCAAAACUGAUCCCCCUUGUGGUCAAGAUGAUGGAAGACUCAAGUGUUCCUGUUCGAGAGCAGGCUGUUCUAACCUUGGUGGAAUUCUACAGACAUGUGGGGGAGAGAGUUCGACAGGACAUCUGCAAGAGGGAUAUUCAACCAUCCAAGCUGUCCAUUCUAACCUCAAAAAUGGAUGAAGCCAAAAACAAGGGUCUUAUGAUUGCCUCUUAUGAAGGUUGGUUCAUGAGUUGGUCAAAUAAUGAGCCAGAUGGUCCAGUGGAGGUUGCAAUAAAAAAGGCCCCUCGGUCGAAGAGCACUGGACGAUCACAAGUCCCACCAAUCAAGUCCAUUGCUGGUGCCGGUUCUCAGUCACAUGCAGGUGCUCUGGACGAAGAGUUGUUUUGUAAAUCUUUCGACGAUGUGCCUAAAAUAUUUAUUUCUUCCUCCAAAGACCUGAUCGCCAGGAUGGAGAAGGUAAAGGACACGUUGAAUGAUACAAACAAGGAUUGGGAGUUGAGGCAGGAUGCUUUGAAAAGUUUGAGAUCGCUGGUGGUUGCUAAUGCCACGAAAUAUCCAGAAUUUUUGGGCUUGCUAAAGGGUUUGGGACCUGCACUUAGAGUUAGUGUUCUAGAUCUACGGUCGCAGAUAGUCAGAGAAGCAUGUAUCACUCUUGGAUAUUUAUCCCAAGAGUUGGGCAGAGAUUUUGAGCAGAUGGCGGAGUACAUAAUCCCGGCCAUCAUACAGCUCCUGCCAAACUCUGCAAAGGUCAUGUCCACAUCUGGACUAGUAGUCUUGAAGUUUAUCUUGCAAUACACGCAAUCACAUCGCCUCAUCCCACUGAUAACGUGCAAUCUUGCCUCCAAGUCCAACAUCAUUAGAAGGUUAGCCGUCAUUCUUGUCUAUCAUUUACCUGAAUUUUGUUGA